ACCCUUCCGCCCCCCACAGCCCAGCAAACCCCCCUUGGAUCAGCCCAUUAUCGUCUAUAGCAAUGUCCAUCUCCCCAGAACCCCGGUCCAACAAGCGCGUGCUCAUCGCCAUCGCUGACUAUGACCGAGAGCUGAGUCUCCUCGAGGAUGCUCUCUCGAAUCUGCUCAAGGCCGAAGACGAAGUCCAUGUGCUCAACGUCUUUGACAUCAAGCUUGGCCCACAAGACGACGAUGAGGAAUUCCAGUAUCCAGGUAACCACUUGCUCCAGCCCAGGGUCAGCUCCGCUUGGUCUCAUCCCUCUGGUGUGUCUGUGCCCAAGAGAAAUAAAGCUGAGACGGCACCAGCCAGAGUUUCCGAACAGCAGCGCAGUCUCCCGGAACAAAACUCUCUUCGUCCCCCACUCGCACGGUGGAGGUGGGAGGGGGCUCGCUGCUUCAGGGGAACCUGAUGUGUGGGGUGGAGCGCUGGAGAAACUCUCCCCUUUGGCGACAUUCUCCCCUUUGGCAACAUUCUCCCCUUUGACGACAUUCUCACCCGUUUGUGUCCCGCGAAUCAUCCAUCGCCCAUCUUCUGCUCGUCAAUUCCACCCAUUCAACAGCCUUCCUGGACAUCAAGGGCCCCCAACUCGACGAUCUGAAUGGAUGUGUCUCCAGAAUCACCGUCGACCACCACAUGCCGCUCCAAAUCGUCACCAAGCUCUUUAUCGGCGACGCACACGAAUGCAUCCGAUCGUACUCACAAACCAUCGCUCCGGAUCUGAUUGUCGUUGGCAGCCACGGCCGCCUCUCGAGUCUCUCCAGGAGCCUCCCGUGCUGUAUCACUCACAAGUCUGAGUGCCCCGUCCUGAUUCGAACUCCCGUCCCUGGACCACACAGCAGCCUGAUUAUGAUCUGAGGCUCUCUCGUUCAUAAACGUGCGCACCGAGAAACAGUCCUGGCUGGAAUUGUAUUGCUUUGGAAGGGGAGGGGGUGAUCUCCAUGGACAUCCGUUGUUGGAUGGGAGGACAGCCCACCGGGAAAGCGGUCCAUCUGCUCUCUUGCCGUAGAACUGCACUCCACCCACGUAUCGAACCCGGCGGUCUAUCGAGGCCGACACAAGUGAUGAAAAUGGUAACGCCAAACAGAGGCAGUGACUCGCCCACCUCCAACCUUGACGUUGAAGUAGUGGCGGGCAACUCUUCUGAAAUUGGCUGGUUGACUGCAGUUGAUCUGCCGGUUGGUUGCUCGAGUCCCACUCCCCCCGGCUCCAAUCCAAGACCUUCCCUCUGUGUCCAAAUGUCUCCCGGUCGGGCUUGGUCAGAUCGAUGCUUGGUGUAUACUUGG
Polychytrium aggregatum is the source of this 1323-nucleotide messenger RNA. RefSeq lists its product as uncharacterized. The transcript is spliced from 3 exons. NCBI's taxonomy places the organism in Eukaryota, Fungi, Chytridiomycota, Chytridiomycetes, Polychytriales. The record is from RefSeq and is a predicted model, not a curated record. Bases 148 to 834 code for a protein of 228 amino acids.